GCGCGGCGGCGGCGGCGGCGGCGGCGGCGCUGGCCAUGGCCCCCUGGCUGGGCGCCGCGCUGCUGCGGCUCUCCCCCCUGGGCGCCCUGUGGCUGAUCCUGGCCUGCGCCUUCCUGCUGGCCCUGCUGCUGCAGACCGCGCCGCCCAGCCUCUUCCCCCGAGGGCCCCUGGCUCUGUCCACCUUCUUCCAGGACCUGAUCCGCUACGGCAAGACCAAGAGCGUGGGGCCGCAGCGCCCGAGCUCCUACGAGGUCUUCGACGUCCCCAAGAGGUGGUUUUGCCAUUUCUAUGUCAUUUCAGUGGUGUGGAAUGGCUUCUUGCUUCUCUGCCUUAUCCAAGCCCUGUUCCUAGGAACGCCCUUUCCAGGAUGGCUUCAGGAUUUGCUCCGAAAACUCGGGGCUUCACAAAUGCAAGGGGAUGAGCUGGUGCUGUCCGCCUUCUUGGUUCUGGUGUUCCUGUGGCUGCACAGCCUGCGGAGGCUCUUCGAGUGCCUCUUCAUCAGCGUCUUCUCUGGGAGCGUGAUCCACGUGGUGCAGUACGGCUUUGGGGUCUCUUACUAUGUGAUUAUCGGCUUAACUGUGCUGAGCCAAGUGCCCGUCGAUGGCAGAAACGUUUAUGUAGGGAAAAGUCUGCUGAUGCAAACGCGCUGGUUCCAUAUCCUGGGGAUGAUCAUGUACAUCUGGUCAUCUGUCCAUCAACACAGAUGCCAUGUCAUCUUGGCUAAUAUGAGGAAGAAUGAUUCAGGAAAGGUCAUUCACUCUAAAUACAGAAUCCCUUUUGGAGACUGGUUUGAAUAUGUUUCGGGGCCUAAUUAUUUUGCAGAACUGAUGAUCUACGUGUCCUUGGCUGUCACCUUUGGAUUCUACAAUUUCACCUGGUGGCUUGUGGUAUUAUAUGUGCUCUUCAGCCAGGCCUUGGCGGCUGUUCUAAGUCACAGAUUUUACCUGAGCAAAUUUGACUCCUAUCCAAAGCACAGGAAGGCUUAUGUGCCAUUUUUAUUUUAAGAUUGUCUGUGUCUUAAUAACAAACAAAAUAAAACUUUUUCAGGUUCUGAGCAAAAGGAUUUACUCCUAAGAGCAAAAGGGACAGGAUAAUGGCAUAAAAAGAGAAUUAUUUUUUGCUAAGGUUUGUUGUGCUGGGAAGAAAUAUCCAAAAAUAGUGCUUCCGGUUUUUGUUUUUGUUUUUAUGUGAAGACCAAAAUGGAUAAAAUAGCCUCAUGAGCAGAGAGAAAGAAACUUCAAGAAAUAAGUGUUUCUAAGAGGAUUCUAGGGCUUAGAAAACAAACCAAGUACAAUAUAUGAGACUGUUAUAGGUCACUUCCAAAGCACACUAGUGAAGAACUAUUAAAAUGCUUCUGGGGGAAAAAAAAGAAGAAGAAAAAGAAGAAAUAAGAUAGCCUGUGGCUCUGGAUGAUUGAUACAUUCAGCAUGAGGUUUACUAACUGGGCUGUAUAGCAAAAGACAUACCUCCAAUCUUUUGCACUCUGUUAAUAUCUGAAGACGACAAAAUACUCCAGAAUCUUACAGAUGGUUCCAGGGAAAACAGGCUUUUUGUAGCUAGCUUAUGCUUUGGCAAGCCACUGUCAAAAAGCUCCGAGAAGUUGGAAGCACCUAUAGACACUUUGCUUGGUUCCUAAUCUAACUUGAAUCCUCAGUGAAAAUCCUGUUUUCAGGUUGCAUGUUGUGGGACCAUCUUAUAGUUGUAAACUUCUUAAAAUGACAAUUUUUUUGAUAGUUCAGAAUCUAAAACAUCUUGAACUUAUGUGAUCAUGAAUUCUGUGUAGCAGAUAAUGCUACAAGGUUUUCAUUGUCAUUAUUCAACUGACCCAGAUUUGCCUGAGUUAGUUUCCAUUAUGCGAAGAGCCUAGUCUAUUGGAUUUAGCCAUUUAAGCAGCAUUGUAUAAACAAAUGCUGACGUGCUGACUAGUCUCCCCACAAAGGACUUAUGGAUCCUUACCUUUGAAAGACUUACAAUAUUUCCGUUAGGACUUAUCUCAGACUGAAAAAGUCCACAUUUAUGUAGGAAAGGGAUGAUGUUUACACUUAUAAUAAUAAACAUUAAGAAUUAAGCAUCAGACUUGGUUAAAGAAUCAUUUGUGAUGCAUGAGCAAGUGAUUCCUAAACAUGAAGAAAUAGUCCAGCCUUCUUCCUCAUUGAAAUUCUCCACAGUAUGAAGAAUAUAGCACUAGACUUGCUGCUUUGUAGGUUAAGAUAUUACUUCUUACUCAAAUUCCUUUUGUUAAGCUCCCAUACAAUAAUCUUGCUUAAAAGCACAAAGGGAUGACAGCCACGUUCUCUUGAAAGAGCAAAUAUCUUUGUCACUGGCUGGAGGUAUAAGGAUGGAAAAUCCAAAAACAUUCUCCUCCCAUUAGAAGUGCAGAUAAAUCAGAUGAUGUUGUUGACCUCUUUUCAGACUUCAAGUUUUUUCAGUAAUAUCAAGUAUAUUCUUACAAAAACACUCUCCUUUCCAAUUACGUCUGAUUUUCAGCAUAGUUAAUACUGUGUUUAUCUCUUUUUUUUUUUUUGAAAAAAGUACUCUCUUUUUAUCUUCAAAAUAUAUGCAGAGAUAGUUUUCAGGAUUAACCCUCGCAAUAGUGUGUUUAUCUCAAUCAAAUCAGAUCUGUUCUGUGGUAUGUGUAAGCCAUGUUACCACCCAAUUAGAGACGGUGGUAUAGAUGAUAAUGAAAGGGGAAAGAGAAAAGAAUUGUUCCUUUUGAGUUUAUUCAAGAGCUGCUUUGAUUUCUAAGGGUUAAGGUUCAGUUAACCUAUCAUCUCCCUCACAGGUGAAUAUUUGCAACACAAAACCAUUAUCCUCUACUAAUAAAUAGGAUUCUACUUUCUUACAUAUUACUUUUCCCUCCAAAAAAAAAAAAAAAAAAAAACAUCAGAAGCUGCUUUCCUCUCUUGUUUUCUCCCUUAAUCUUCACUUCAUUAGAAACCAUGAUGGCCCAAACACAAUCCAUGUUCCCCCCACUCUUCCCCUAAUGUAACUUGUAUGAAAUUUGAGUAUGGUACUAUAAGGAUUGGUGUCUUUCUCCCCCUUCAAGUUUAGCAAUACAGUUUCCCAGAGAAACACAUUAGUUAUUAUUCAGACAUAACAAGAGAAUCUUUGACAUAGUUCAAGAAUGAAACUUCUCCUCUGGAAAUGUCAAAUACAUUACAGUCACUUUUGAUUUCAGCCACAUGGUACAAAUAAUCCCAAACAUCAGAGAAUCAGAAUCAUUAGGAAUUGGCUCUAGAAAUCAUUUUUCAAUUCAAUAUGGGAAUA
This is a messenger RNA of Sarcophilus harrisii (Tasmanian devil), 3267 nucleotides long. RefSeq names its product steroid 5 alpha-reductase 3 (gene SRD5A3). The transcript is spliced from 5 exons. Gene Ontology annotation, molecular function: 3-oxo-5-alpha-steroid 4-dehydrogenase activity. Bases 36 to 1004 code for a protein of 322 amino acids. Gene Ontology annotation, biological process: dolichol-linked oligosaccharide biosynthetic process; polyprenol catabolic process. The record is from RefSeq and is a predicted model, not a curated record. Gene Ontology annotation, cellular component: endoplasmic reticulum. NCBI's taxonomy places the organism in Eukaryota, Metazoa, Chordata, Mammalia, Dasyuromorphia, Dasyuridae.